AUGACACGCAAACCACGCACAGUAUUUACUCGAGAACGAAUCUACAUUCUCGGACAGAAAUUUGUAGCAGGCAUGAUCAACCACUACGAAGUAGGUUUGAUCGAGAGAGCAGCCUCAGAAACAGGUCUUGCCAUGAAUACCAUUAAAGCUAAGCACAAGCCUACGGCGCCAAGAAAUCCAACAAUACCUCGGAUACGCAUUCCGACAGCGAAGCGUGCACUGUCGGGAUAUAACAUUUUUAUGAAAAAAUUCUUUCAAAAAACCAAAGUCAAUGGUCAGUUAGAGCCAAACACUUUGAUUGAGGCAGAAGGUUUGAACGCUAACGCAAAAGCUCGGGCUGAAGCGUUGCGGUUGGAAACGUUUGAGGAAAAGGAUGCGAGUGAUUUGACGGACGUGGAGUAUAGCAGCAGUGACAGAACAAGUGACGAUACUGUCAGUGGGGUAGAUAGUGAAGCAAGAGAGAGUGAGGAGGGAUCUGUGGAGACGUCCAAAUGGUGGAGGAAAUUCCU
Molecule: messenger RNA, 509 nt
Organism: Paraglomus occultum
Lineage: Eukaryota; Fungi; Glomeromycota; Glomeromycetes; Paraglomerales; Paraglomeraceae
Source: the annotation of a GenBank genome assembly